AAAUAUGGUUACUAAGCUAAUGAGAAGAACAGCAGCAGCAUCUCGCAGAAAACUUCACCUUCUGCAGGCAAACCGCAAAUCUGUGAGAUGUUUCAAUAAAAAUGUUGUUCUCCAUUUUCACAAGCUGAAAAUCAAGUUGGAAGAAUUACAAAGAGAGUGCCAAAACCUUAGGGUUAUCAGAAACGAGUACUUCACUCUAUUGAAGCAUACACAAAUCCCAAAGGAUGUGAAAGUGGAGAAGAUUGGAGAAGAGUAUGUGGUUAAAGUGAGUUGCAGCAACAAAGGAGGGGACAAGUUGGUGUGGAUUCUAGAGGCGUUUGAAGAACUGGGUCUUGAAGUUGUUCGAGCUAGUGUCUCUUGCAGUCAUUUGUUUUCGAUGGAAGCCAUUGUUGUAGCUCAAGGAGAAGCAACUGGUAUCAGAGAUAUUACGAUGGCUGUUCUUAAGGCCAUUGAUGAAAAGCAAGGUGGGAAUGGUUGUAACAUAGGAGGAGUUUAUUGA
Molecule: messenger RNA, 499 nt
Organism: Hibiscus syriacus
Lineage: Eukaryota; Viridiplantae; Streptophyta; Magnoliopsida; Malvales; Malvaceae
Exons: 2
Coding region: 5-499 (164 amino acids)
Biological process (GO): regulation of DNA-templated transcription
Cellular component (GO): nucleus
Molecular function (GO): sequence-specific DNA binding; DNA-binding transcription factor activity
Source: RefSeq, a predicted model, not a curated record